UGUCCUCUCUGGGCUCCCAUAGACAUUCCUCCACUGUCAGUGUGUGUGUGUGUGUGUGUGUGUGUGUGUGUGUGAACGGUGACAGCAGACACAAUCCUCCAGCUCCAAGUGUUACAACUAUGGAAGAGAUUAACACCAUAGAAGUCACUCCGUGCACAGAGUCCGACUACCUGAAGCCUCUCAGGGUGCACUACAACCAGAAUGGCACAAAGAAAUCCUGGGACUUCAUGCGAACCCAUGAUAGUGUAUCAGUGCUGAUCUUCAACACCAGCUCACACUGUUUUGUCCUCGUCAAGCAGUUCCGUCCAGCGGUAUACAUGUGUGAGUGGGAAAGGACCAAGACGCAGCCGCCUCAGUCUGCCGAAAAAAGCGAGGAGGGCGCCUCCGAAGCCGCCGCCCCCGCCCCCGAGCCUCAGGAGGGCCAGUCGGCCUCGGAGGGGGAGAGCUCUUCUCAGUGGCCCCCGGCCUCAGCGGGGGUCACCUACGAGCUCUGCGCUGGGCUGGUGGACAAACCCAACCUGUCUCUGGAGGAGAUCGCCCGGCAGGAGAUCCUGGAGGAGUGUGGCUUCGAUGUGCCCGCCUCUAAACUGAAGAGGAUCACUUCCUACAGGGCAGGCGUAGGUGUAACAGGUGCCAAGCAGACCAUGUUUUACGCCGAGGUGUCCGACGACAACUGCGUGAGCGCAGGUGGAGGUGAGCCACGGGAGGGAGAGCUUAUCGAGGUGGUCAAAGUCCCGCUGCACGAGGCCAUGACGUUUGCCUACGACGAGCGUAUACCCAAAACCAUGGGCGUCAUUUUUAGUUUCAUCUGGUUCCAUAAUAACAUGUCUCCCAAGUACAAGAUCUCCACCAAUGUGUAACUAGUAUUAACCAGCCCUCUUUAUACCGUUUAUUCCAAAUUAAAUCAAACACUGGCCCAGCACAUCCACUCUUCCCCUCAUGGCUCUUCAUCCUGUAUUGCCUUUUUGCUUAUUGGUACAUGAUGAAAGGUGGGCCCCUUGUCUUGUUGCCAACAGGUAUCUUUACGUUUUGUCCUGUUUACCUUUUUUGAGUUUCAUGUGGUCUUAAUAUUUUUCCUAAAAACAAAUUUGCCAUAGCUGGUGGUCACUGGCACAUUUCUCUCUUCUUGAAGAAUUUUUUUUUUUUUUAGUCUGUUAAUAAUUUCAUUUACUGUGCCAUCUGUUAUAAAUGGCUGCAUAUCACUGAUUUCAUUUGCCUGCCCUUGAUUAAAGGAAUACUCCACUGCU
Sebastes umbrosus (honeycomb rockfish) is the source of this 1247-nucleotide messenger RNA. RefSeq names its product nudix (nucleoside diphosphate linked moiety X)-type motif 14 (gene nudt14). Gene Ontology annotation, biological process: nucleoside phosphate metabolic process; ribose phosphate metabolic process. The transcript has 5 exons. Lineage: Eukaryota; Metazoa; Chordata; Actinopteri; Perciformes; Sebastidae. The record is from RefSeq and is a predicted model, not a curated record. Gene Ontology annotation, molecular function: UDP-sugar diphosphatase activity; metal ion binding. Bases 120 to 860 code for a protein of 246 amino acids.